Messenger RNA from Heterostelium album PN500, 1104 nucleotides. RefSeq lists its product as uncharacterized. The coding region runs from base 1 to 1104 and encodes 367 amino acids. The transcript is spliced from 2 exons. Gene Ontology annotation, molecular function: protein binding; mannosyltransferase activity. Gene Ontology annotation, cellular component: endoplasmic reticulum. The record is from RefSeq and is a predicted model, not a curated record. Gene Ontology annotation, biological process: protein O-linked glycosylation via mannose. Lineage: Eukaryota; Evosea; Eumycetozoa; Acytosteliales; Acytosteliaceae.
AUGAAAAGAAAACAUGAACAAGAUAGUAUCAGUUCGAAUGUUGAAGAUAAUGAUGAACUCCUCCAACUUUCAAUGACAUUUGAUCAUUAUAAUUCUAAUGAUCAACAAACAAUAGUUCUCCCAACAGGUGAACCCGUAACGAAAGAACAACUUUUGUUGAAAGUCAUCGAUCUUCAUCCAAACAAAGCAAAUGCUUAUUUCAAGUUGGCAGCAAUUCUUAAAACUGAAAAUCGAUCAUCUAUCAUUCUUUCAUCAGGCCGAUCAAUGACACAACAACAACUAUACUUAUUAGCCAUCGAGUGUGAUCCAACCAAUUCACGUUCAUAUCAUAACCUUGCAAAGACACUUUCAAGUGGUGAAUCAAUCAAACUUAAUGAUGGACAAUCAAUGACAGAACAACAACUAUACUUGAAAUCAAUAGAAUGUGAUCCAACCGAUUCAUAUUCAUAUAAUAGCCUUGCAAAUACACUUUCAAGUGGUGAAUCAAUCACACUUAAUAAUGGACAAAUCAUGACAAAACAACAACUAUACUUGAAAUCAAUAGAAUAUGACCCAACAGAUUCUGAUUUAUAUUUUAACCUUGCAAAGACACUUUCAAGUGGUGAAUCAAUCACACUUAAUAAUGGACAAUCAAUGACAGAACAACAACUAUACUUGAAAUCAAUAGAAUGUGAUCCAACCAAUUACCGUUCAUAUUGUAACCUUGCAAAUACACUUUCAAAUGGUGAAUCAAUCAAACUUAAUAAUGGACAAUCAAUGACAAAACAACAACUAUACUUGAAAUCAAUCGAGUGUGAUCCAACCAAUUACCGUUCAUAUCAUAACCUUGCAAAUACACUUUCAAUUGGUGAAUCAAUCACAUUAAAUAAUUCACAAUCAAUGACUAAAAAACAACUAUACUUAAAAGCAAUAGAGUGUAAUCCAACCGAUUCCGAUUCAUUUUUUCAUCUUGUUAAGAAUGGACAACUUGAAUUAAAUUUUCAAGAACAACAAGCACUUGAAUUCCUAAAGAUUCUACCAUCUUUUUUUGUUUUAACAGCAUUCUCUAUAUCUUUAUUUGCUAAGAAAAAGAAAUCAAACUCUUUACAACUCAAAACAACAUAA